UGCACAAUCAAUUCUUGUUCCGCCCUUUUAUCAGUCGUUACUCAACUGUAUUCCUCGUGACCACAAUCAAAGAGAGAGGUCGGAGCGAAGAAAAGUCGAAAGCGGAGAGCGCGUGAAAAAUUGAAUUGAAACCCCCAUCAUCGGCCUAAAGCAACGGGCCAAACACACUACACACUCACAGUUUGGCGCUCAAAAAGUCACUCAUUUCACUUUCUCGUCUCUCAUUUUCCCUAACUACACGCCAUCAUAUAUGGAUGGACUCCUUCUAACAGGGACGAUCAUUCUCUCUCUUGGCCGUCUCUCCCUGUUACUGACUUACUUCGGUAGUUUAAUUUUCUUCCCAUAGUUUUUAUUGGUUGGGUACGCAAUGGAGGAAAGAAAACUCAAUUUUAAUGCACCGCUCAUGUCUGUGAGGCGAUUUUCCAAGGCAUCUAGUUCUUUAGCUAAAGUGAAUGAAAAGAAAUCUGAGAAUUCCCAACUUAGUAGACGGAGUACCUUUCCGGUUUCUAGACCACAAUUCAAUUUAGAGCAAGUUACAGAACCAGUUGCAGUUCCCUUUCACUGGGAGCAUAUUCCAGGGAGAGCUAAGAAUGAUAGUGGCUCCGCCUCACCUGAGGUUCAGCUGCCUCAGCCUCCUGAAAGGACUUGUUCUACUCCAAGGCUUUCCUUUCGGAGGGCUGUGGAUGUUAAAAAUCAUAGUACGGAAAUGGAAGCUUGUCAUCAAGAUGGGCUUGAGGCAACUUCUUCUAAUGCCAUUGUCGUGAGAUUAGAGUCGAGCAAAGCUAGUGAUGCAAGGAACUUGGCAUCUGAGACUGAGAAUGAUGAUGACGACGACGACGACGAUGAUUUUUCUGAUGCACGUGAGACACUGUCCCUCACUGGUUCAUUCUCUAUUAACAACUGUAGUGUUAGUGGUCUAAGUGGAUACAAUGGUCCCAUGGUGAGACCAUCAGGAACAUUCCGAACAGAUCCUCAAACUCGAGAUUUCAUGAUGAACCGCUUCUUGCCUGCAGCCAAGGCAAUGGUUUUGGAGCCUGCUAGGUAUUCCUUAAAGAAGCAACUUGUAGCAGUUGAACAAUCUAGACAAGUUAAGAAGGUGACAUCUGAGAAUAGGAGGAUGUCUCCACUUCAACGACUCGACUCUACCCUCUUACUUCAGUAUCGAAAAGAUGAAGUACAUUUAGUAGAUGAAGUAGAUGAAGAGAGUGACUCUGUCUCUGUGGAUGAUGAAUAUGACAAUUCAGUUAAUAUAUCAGCUAGAGGUUGUGGUCUAAUACCCAAUAUAUGCUUCAAAAACUCUUUGGGCCUUCUUAAUCCUGUGCACGGAAUGAGAAGCAGAGCAAUGCACCACCUUUCACACAGCCAAAAAAUCAACAAGCAUGCUUGGGAGGCUGCUUACAAACAAAAACCAGAAGCUGCUGCUGGAUCACCUAAGCUGCCGGAGGUUAAAGAAAAGUGGGCUGGUGAAUCAAAACAUUUUCCUUCCUCGACCGACCGGCAAAUGAGAGGUAGGUCUUCGCCCUUCAGGUAUUCUAGGGCUGCUUCUCCUUUCCGGAAUGAAGCGCCACAGUCUCCUUGUAGGAAGCAUUCACUUGUAGUUCCUAAAGAAGUUGAGAUUAUCUCCAAAUCUAAAGGUGAUACUGACUUUCAUGAUACACCAUCCAUUCGAGCAACUAGACACGGGGUUGACAUGGAAAGUCCCCUAAUAGAGAAGACACUCUAUAUAGAUAUUGCAAGUGUUACUGAAACAAAUCCUCCAUUUAAUUCAACCCAUUUGGAUGAGGAGAAGAAAUUUGAUUGUCGUAGUGGGAAGAAUGAGAUAGCAUUUGAGAGCAGAGCAAUGGAAGAAAGUACCACUGUGGAGCCUUCUUUCCUAGAAGUAAAAUGCUUAACUCUGGUUGAAGAAGGGAGGCUGGAGCGUGAAGCUGCAGAAUCUAAAAGCAAAGAUGCUAUUGAUGAUGGCUCCAAAGUGGGAUAUUCUAAUGUGGGUACUGCUGAUGAAGAACAUUACUCCAAGACCAAUUAUCAGCUAGUCAAAGUAGAAGAUCCAAAAAGUGUCAAAGUGAUAUCUGCUCAACCUCCACCAUUACCAAAGUCUCCUUCCGAGUCUUGGCUGUGGCGUACACUGCCUUCAGUUUCCUCAAAAAGAUCAAAUCUUGGAAACAAGUUGUAUCAAAAGCCGCAGAGCCCAAGAACAUCAGCCAGUACCAAGUGGGAAACCAUUGUAAAAUCUUCGAAUUUGCGUCACGAUCACGUUCGCUACUCUGAGGAAUUAAUAUCUCGUGUUUCUCAGCAUUCAACAACAGAAAAUUUGAAGUAGUUGUCUGCAACACUCAGGUGGAUUAUAGAUUGAUUGAUUGGGUUUGUGUGAAAGUUUAUUAUAGAUCAGCAUGGUUUUGUACCUUUUCCUCUAAAAAUUUUGAAUAAGUUGGUGGGAGGAUCUGAGCUCUGCCCUUUUCCUUUUAUGUCUUCUGAUAUUUAUGUGAAGGCAUGCAUGGGCGUGGCCGAUGAAAUAUUCAUAUUCAUAUUCAUAGAAUGAACUCUGUAUAAUGCAGCCUAGGAAUCAAUAGAGCUGUUGUGACUGUGAGCUUAUUGCAUUGUAUAUUUGAAGUAAUGGGUGUAUUAAGUAGUUUACGUGAAUGAAAGUUUGUCAAUAAAUUGUCGCUUGAGCCCUCUUUAAAUUUGAGGGUUUC
This is a messenger RNA of Cucurbita pepo subsp. pepo (vegetable marrow), 2693 nucleotides long. RefSeq lists its product as uncharacterized. The record is from RefSeq and is a predicted model, not a curated record. Lineage: Eukaryota; Viridiplantae; Streptophyta; Magnoliopsida; Cucurbitales; Cucurbitaceae.